Hansenula ciferrii is the source of this 402-nucleotide messenger RNA. It is a transcript of the gene MMS2, whose product is annotated as E2 ubiquitin-conjugating protein MMS2. Lineage: Eukaryota; Fungi; Ascomycota; Saccharomycetes; Phaffomycetales; Wickerhamomycetaceae. Gene Ontology annotation, cellular component: nucleus. The transcript has 2 exons. Gene Ontology annotation, biological process: protein K63-linked ubiquitination; DNA damage tolerance. The record is from RefSeq and is a predicted model, not a curated record. The coding region runs from base 1 to 402 and encodes 133 amino acids.
AUGUCCAAGGUAUUACUAGAAGAAUUAGAGAAAGGUGAAAAGGGUUCAGGUCCAGAUUACUGUUCAUAUGGGUUGGUUGAUUCAGGUGAUAGCACUUUAACAGACUGGAAUGGUACCAUUUUAGGUCCUCCACAUAGUAGUCAUGAAAAUAGAAUCUAUACUUUAAGCAUUAAAUGUGGUGAAAACUAUCCAGAAGUAGCACCAAAAGUCAAAUUCAUUUCUAAAAUUAAUUUACCAUCUGUUAAUCAAACCACAGGUGAUGUUGAUCCAUCACAAUUCCAAGUCUUGGGUAAUUGGAAGAGAAGUUUUACUAUCGAACAUGUCUUAGUUGAAUUAAGAAAAGAAAUGGCCAGUCCUUCAAAUAAAAAGUUACAACAACCUCCUGAAGGCGCUUCAUAUUGA